AUGCACAAGUCCCAAAACGUCGAAAAUAAGACCGUCCUAGUCGAAGAGGUUGUGCGCGAUUUUGAUAAAAAUGAAGUUUUCGAGGAGAUAACGGCUAAGUUUACCUGGGAGCAAGACGUCGAGCGAUCAUGGAACCUGCUGGUGGAAAACAACGGCAUUCUGCAGCACGUGAGUCAGGAAAACUUGGAAGAAAAAGGCAAACAGAAAUAUAAGAAGAAUCAGGUCUGCGCUUUGAGGAAAGGAAUAUUCAGGCACAUCAUCAUCCUGUUCGAUAUGUCCAGCAGCAUGAAGGAGAGGGACUUCAAGCCCGACCGGAUAAACGUCGUCCUCGAGUGUGUGGAGAACUUCCUGACGCACUUCUUCUUCAAGAACCCCGUGGGGCACGUCGGGGUGGUGGCCCUGAAGAACAGCUCCGCGAAAUUAAUCCAGCCGCUAACCUCCAACAUGGAGGACAUCACCAACGCGCUGCUAAAGGAGAGGAGCAUGGGUCUGCAGGGAUCUCCCUCCCUACAGCAGGGACUCGAAAUUGCCCACGACUUGUUGAUAGAUAUCCCCCUCUACGGGACGAAAGAAAUUCUAAUCAUGUAUGGCUCCAUAAGAACAUGCGAUAAAAAAAACAUUCUAAACAUUCUAAACCUAAUAGUAAAAAAUAAUAUGCAUGUAAACUGCGUGUCGAUAGCCCCAGAAAUGCAUAUCCUAAAGCACAUAUGUGAGCAGACAAAUGGAUCCUACAAAAUCUGUAUGACGAAAAAUUCCCUGAUGAAUGAAAUGAAUAACAUCACGGAGACCCCCCUGUGGAUGAUGGGAAUGGAGCCGCAACUCAUUCAUAUAUGUUUUCCCAUAAAGAAAAAAAUCAGCACCCAAAUCAUGUGCUCCUGUCAUAACAACUUAAAUACAGAUACUUAUAUUUGCAACUUUUGCAAUAGCUACACGUGCAAGAUACCAUCCAAAUGUAAAGUCUGUGGGAUGCACCUGAUUUCGAUGCACGACUUGUCUCAUAUUACGAAUAACCUUCAGGGGUCUCCACUUUUUCUAGAAAUUAAAAAUGAGGAGAAGGGGCCCAGCGUGUGCGUCUCCUGCAACAAGCGCCUCUACGAUAAGGUCUCUCAGUGCUCCAAGUGCGGGAACCUCUUCUGCCUCGCCUGCGACUUGUACAUUCACGAAGAUCUCAACCAGUGCCCCUUCUGCCUGAUCCAGGACACGUGA
Messenger RNA from Plasmodium vivax (malaria parasite P. vivax), 1206 nucleotides. Its product is annotated as transcription factor, putative. Gene Ontology annotation, biological process: regulation of transcription by RNA polymerase II; nucleotide-excision repair; DNA-templated transcription. Bases 1 to 1206 code for a protein of 401 amino acids. The transcript has 5 exons. Lineage: Eukaryota; Apicomplexa; Aconoidasida; Haemosporida; Plasmodiidae. Gene Ontology annotation, molecular function: zinc ion binding. Gene Ontology annotation, cellular component: transcription factor TFIIH core complex; transcription factor TFIIH holo complex. The record is from RefSeq and is a predicted model, not a curated record.